CCUCCUUAUUCCCCAGAUUUGAAUCCUAUUGAGCGUAUUUGGUGGCACCUCAAAUGUCUUAUACGUGAGAUAUUCCCGGAGGUUUCUGUAGACAAAUCCGAGAUAGAACAUGCGAGGCAGCAGCUGGAGUCUUGUUUGCAAGCUGCGUAG
Molecule: messenger RNA, 150 nt
Organism: Hyaloscypha bicolor E
Lineage: Eukaryota; Fungi; Ascomycota; Leotiomycetes; Helotiales; Hyaloscyphaceae
Exons: 1
Molecular function (GO): nucleic acid binding
Source: RefSeq, a predicted model, not a curated record